Molecule: messenger RNA, 2143 nt
Organism: Ectocarpus sp. CCAP 1310/34
Lineage: Eukaryota; Phaeophyceae; Ectocarpales; Ectocarpaceae
Source: the annotation of a GenBank genome assembly
ACUGCUGUGGGUCGGCUGCACGUGCUAGAAACCGUUAGACAGCUGUGCCACGACGGUCGCCCGAUCCCUUGGGAUCCAGAGAAGGGUCCGGGGAAGGACAGGCUAGCUGGCUUCCUCAAGAGGUACCCACGGGUGUCGGAGCGCACGACUCGCAUCUACGAGUCAAACAGAAUCACCGAGGACAAGGAGCCUCGCAUCUUCGAGUUCUGUAAGAAGUCGGCAGCUCUCCUCGACGAGCACAAGCCGGAGGCCGACCACGUGCACAACACGGACGAGACAGGUACCACACCGUAAGGCACGAAGACGAUGAAGGCCUUCGCGGAGGCAGGCCAGAAGGUGGUUGAGUCGAUGUGGUCGAACUCGCGAGAGAACACCACCGUGGUGACCACCAUCAGCGCCCAUGGUGCCACGUGGGCGCCAACCAUUAUCUUCAAAGGACGGCGACUCCAGCCUGACUGGUUCGCCGAGAGGAACGGCGCGAAGGAUGCGAGGUACACGUGCACGGACUCUUCCUUCAUGCAGGGCGACGUGUUCAUCAAGUACCUCAAGGACGUCCACAAGCAGCUUGACGACCAAGGCGUGCUCGACGGAAAGCCGUACAUCCUCGUGCUUGAUGGGCAUGCCUCACACGUGAGCUACGAGGUCAUCAAAUUGGCCAUGGAACUUGACACCAUCCUCUUCCAGCUGCCCUCCCACACGUCGCACAUCACCCAGCCGUUGGACGUCGUCGCUUUCGGAACCUUCAAGAAGGAUGUGACUAAAGUGCUGCAAGACUACAACCACGCAAACGGCGGGGUGUUACCGCUGAAGCGUGGCGUGCCCGGCGUGAUCGCGGCGGCUUGGCAAAGGAGCUUUACACCAGAGCGGAACAAAGCAUCCCUUGGCGGGGCGGGGCUGUGGCCUGUGGACAUGGAUCGAGCGCUGACCCGGCUUCAGGGCACGGUGAAGAGGAAAGAGGGGCCGACCGGGCGCCCACCCCUAGAGGAUGUCCCCAUCGCCAUGACCCACGAGCAGCUGGAAGAGGCCAUCGGGGAGAGGGGCCUGAGGCAGUUGAAGGUGGGAGGACGUACCAUUACCGGACUCGAGGUAGGCACGGUGAUGCUCGGCGGUCGCCUGACUCAGAGGAAGCGCGCCAAAAAACUGGCGACCUCGCGGGGCUCUUUGGGCCUUCCCGACGGAGGCAACAUCAACUCGGAAGAAUUCCUGGCAAAGGUUAACGCAAAGGAACGCGCAGACAAGGCAAAGGCCGAGGUGAAAGCGGAGAGGGGCAGGGAGCGCGCAAGGAAGAACGAAGAGGCGGCCGCGGCGGCGGCGGCGCGGGCACGGCAAGCGAACACGGGGGGUCGAGGACGGGGAGGGGGCCGGGAGCGCAACGAGGGCGGGAAGGGCGGGAGGAGGGGGGCGGGGGCUAAAGGGCGCGUCGUUAGUGUUGGGCGUGGAGGAGGGCGCGGGGGGCGAGGGGGGCGAGGAGGGCGAGGAGGGCAAGGGCUGCGCGGGAUGGGGGAGGGACGUGAGGCUACCGGACAAGGGAGGGGGCGGGGGGCGGCGGGGGGGGGACGCGGCCGAACAGGGGCUGGAAGAGGGGCCUCACCUGGCCGUGGUCAAGGAGCGGCUGCAGCACAAGGGGCGGCUUUGCCCGUUCGCCAGCCGGCACCCUCCUUGUCCCGGGUUGGACGGCAGCGGACGCCGACACCCGUUGUUGACGUGUAGCCGCCUGUGAGGCUCUCCUUGGUUUGUUUUCUACCACACUCAGAGUAGGACAAAACAAGCUACAAAAGUCGUCAGUUUUUACGUGGAGUCGAUACGUACCCUGUUGCACGUUGCUUGUUGAUAUUAGCGUAGGCAACGGUGGCGUUAUAGCAUGCCAAUGGGGCGGGGGGGGGCGGAGGGGGGCGUUUGACCGAAAACCGGGGAUGUCGUGAUUCUGUCCCCGGGUGCCCUUUUUUUUUCUUUGCGAUAAAUGUUUCUCAUUCAUUUCUUGAAUGCUCCCUCCAAUUUUUAUGUCGUGGGGAUGUGUGAACAGUCCAGAAUAGACUAUCCAGGGUUAGUGGUGUACGGGGCUGAUUCUUGCCGUAGCGACACGCAAAAUACCGAAAAUAUACCCAUUUUUGAACAACUAUUUUUUGACCGUAACAACUCCUUU